Messenger RNA from Fusarium musae, 387 nucleotides. RefSeq lists its product as uncharacterized. NCBI's taxonomy places the organism in Eukaryota, Fungi, Ascomycota, Sordariomycetes, Hypocreales, Nectriaceae. Gene Ontology annotation, biological process: cytoplasmic translation; ribosomal large subunit biogenesis. Bases 1 to 387 code for a protein of 128 amino acids. Gene Ontology annotation, molecular function: structural constituent of ribosome. The transcript is spliced from 4 exons. The record is from RefSeq and is a predicted model, not a curated record. Gene Ontology annotation, cellular component: cytosolic large ribosomal subunit; ribosome.
AUGCCUUCAGAAGCCGGUCACCGACUAUACGUCAAGGGACGUCACCUGAGCUACCAGCGCUCUCGUCACACCACCCGCCCUGCUACCAGCCUGAUCAAGAUUGAGGGUGUUGAUGACACCAACGCCGCCAAGUACGUUAACAUGAGAGGAAUGUUCCCAGCAGGUCUGGAUACUGACAUUCGUGAUAGCUUCUAUCUCGGCAAGAAGGUUGCUUUCGUCUACCGGGGCCAGAAGGAGAUCCGCGGUACCAAGAUCCGCGUGAUCUGGGGCAAGGUCACCCGACCACACGGAAACUCCGGCGUGGUCCGCGCCAAGUUCACCUCCCCCCUUCCCACCAAGUCUUUCGGUGCUUCCGUUCGUGUCAUGUUGUACCCUUCGUCGAUAUAA